GCGGCCGGGGNGGGGGGGAGGGUCUCGGCUCCGCCACCAGCGCCCGCGGGGACCCUGGCGGCUGCGGGUGACAGUCGGGGCGGCAUGGCCGAGGCUGGCGGGGCCGGGUCCCCAGCACUGCCUCCCGCGCCCCCGCACGGUUCCCCCCGGACCCUGGCCACCGCUGCCGGGAGCUCUGCUUCCUGCGGGCCAGCGACCGCUGUGGCCGCGGCGGGCACGGCCGAGGGACCGGGAGGAGGCGGCUCGGCCCGGAUCGCCGUGAAGAAGGCGCAGUUGCGCUCUGCUCCGCGGGCGAAGAAGCUGGAGAAACUCGGCGUGUACUCCGCCUGCAAGGCAGAGGAGUCCUGUAAAUGCAAUGGCUGGAAGAACCCUAACCCCUCUCCUACUCCACCAAGAGGAGACCUCCAGCAGAUUAUUGUCAGUUUGACAGAAUCCUGUCGAAGCUGUAGCCAUGCCCUUGCUGCUCAUGUUUCUCACUUGGAGAAUGUGUCAGAGGAAGAAAUGAACAGACUCCUGGGAAUUGUGUUGGAUGUGGAGUACCUCUUCACCUGCGUCCACAAAGAAGAAGAUGCAGAUACCAAACAAGUGUAUUUCUACCUAUUCAAGCUCUUGAGAAAGUCAAUUUUACAAAGAGGAAAACCUGUGGUUGAAGGCUCCUUGGAGAAGAAGCCGCCAUUUGAGAAGCCCAGUAUUGAACAGGGUGUGAACAACUUCGUACAGUACAAGUUUAGUCACUUGCCAUCGAAAGAGAGGCAGACAACGAUUGAGCUGGCCAAGAUGUUUCUGAACCGCAUCAACUACUGGCAUCUGGAGGCUCCAUCUCAGCGGAGACUACGGUCUCCCAAUGAUGACAUCUCUGGAUACAAGGAAAACUACACAAGGUGGUUGUGCUACUGCAAUGUACCGCAGUUCUGUGACAGCUUACCUCGGUACGAAACCACAAAGGUGUUUGGGAGAACAUUGCUUCGCUCGGUCUUCACCAUCAUGAGACGACAACUCUUGGAACAAGCCAGACAGGAAAAAGACAAACUGCCUCUUGAGAAACGCACGCUAAUCCUCACACAUUUCCCAAAGUUUCUGUCCAUGUUGGAAGAAGAAGUGUAUAGUCAAAAUUCUCCAAUCUGGGAUCAGGAUUUUCUCUCAGCCUCUUCCAGAACCAGCCCGCUAGGAAUCCAAACAGUAAUCAGUCCUCCUGUUACUGGGACAGCAUUGUUUAGUUCAAAUUCCACUUCCCAUGAGCAGAUCAAUGGAGGGAGAACAAGUCCUGGAUGCAGAAGCUCUUCUGGGCUUGAAGCAAACCCAGGAGAAAAGAGGAAAAUGAACAACUCUCAUGCUCCCGAGGAGGCCAAGAGAUCUCGAGUGAUGGGGGAUAUUCCUGUGGAAUUGAUCAAUGAGGUCAUGUCUACCAUCACAGACCCUGCAGGGAUGCUUGGACCAGAGACCAAUUUUCUGUCAGCCCAUUCGGCCAGAGAUGAGGCGGCACGGUUAGAAGAACGCAGGGGUGUCAUUGAAUUCCACGUGGUGGGCAACUCCCUGAACCAGAAACCAAACAAGAAGAUCCUGAUGUGGCUCGUGGGCCUCCAGAAUGUGUUUUCCCACCAGCUGCCCAGAAUGCCCAAAGAGUACAUCACACGGCUCGUCUUUGACCCAAAACACAAAACCCUUGCUUUAAUUAAAGAUGGCCGUGUCAUUGGUGGUAUCUGUUUCCGGAUGUUUCCAUCCCAGGGAUUCACAGAGAUUGUUUUCUGUGCAGUAACCUCAAAUGAACAAGUCAAGGGCUAUGGAACCCACCUGAUGAACCAUCUCAAAGAAUACCACAUAAAGCACGGCGUCCUGAACUUCCUCACAUAUGCAGAUGAGUAUGCCAUCGGCUAUUUCAAGAAGCAGGUCGGUUCCGGUGUGGCAUCUGGAAAUUUUACCCUCUUCAUGAUGCAGUUUUUAACUCUUGGGCAGAUCAUUAAAAAGCUGAUAGAAAGAAAACAAGCUCAGAUUCGAAAAGUCUACCCUGGACUUUCGUGUUUCAAAGAUGGAGUUCGACAGAUUCCUAUAGAAAGCAUUCCUGGAAUCAGAGAGACAGGCUGGAAACCAAGUGGAAAAGAGAAAAGUAAAGAGCCCAAAGACCCUGAGCAGCUUUACAGCACCCUCAAGAACAUCCUGCAGCAGGUGAAGAGCCAUCAAAGUGCUUGGCCUUUCAUGGAACCAGUGAAGAGAACAGAAGCUCCGGGAUAUUAUGAAGUUAUAAGGUUCCCCAUGGAUCUGAAAACCAUGAGUGAACGCCUCAGGAACAGGUACUAUGUGUCUAAGAAGUUAUUCAUGGCAGACUUGCAACGAGUGUUCACCAACUGCAAGGAGUACAACCCUCCCGAGAGCGAGUACUACAAAUGUGCCAGCAUCCUGGAGAAGUUCUUCUUCAGUAAAAUUAAGGAAGCAGGGUUGAUUGACAAGUGAUUUCUUUCCCUUAGAUACACAUCAGCAGUGUGCCUAAAGCAGGUCAUUUAGGUUUUCGGUUGCUUUGUUUUUUUUUUUUUUUAAUUGUACAUCAUGUGUUGAAGAGACUUGUAAUAAUUAGCACUUUUGAAAAACAAACAAAACCUCCUUUUAGCUUUUCAGAGACGUAUUUAAAUGGAAAUCAUAGAUUUUUUUUUUUUUUUUAAUUUUGAGCAAUAGAUUUUAAUCUAUUUACUACUAUCAUGUAAUUUUUCUCUGGCAUGUCCAGUAGCUGACUAUUGCAUGGUAGAUGAUCAGGGGCUUCCUCAAAACCUGUAUGUGAGGAAAUUGCACACAGUACCAAGAUUUGGGGUAAUCUAGAGAAAAGUUUAGCCAUGAAUGUCUCCAUUUUGUUCUAAUGGAACAUGAGAGUUUAUUUUAUUCUGAAGGACUUUAAAGGGUCCGUGAUACAUCUGUGCUGUGAAUGAACUGUGUGAUGUUUGAAGUCUCAUUGUAGACUUUUUAUAAGUAUAUAUUUUUAAAACACUCAUCUAGAUGAGGUGCUUUGAGCAGUUCUGAAAAAAAAAUGCAGCUUCCACAAUAGCGGCUGCUAUGACUCCUAAGGAAGGGACUUUUUAUAAGCUCCUGGGGCUUUGAUCAUUCUGUCUACCUAUUACAGACUUGAGAGUGCACAACCACUAUUUAAUAAUUCUUGGCAGAUGUGUGUCCAUCUCAUAUUUGACUUUGCUUGUGCAGGGCCCAACUUCUAAAAGAUCCGUUCCCAGGUCACAAAGGUGUUAGCUUGAAAACAUUUGAGGUUGAGUUAAUGUUAAGACAUGUGGCCUAAACACGCACCCAGGGGAGCCUUGCUUCACUAUGUAAGGAUUCUUUGUAUUUUCUGGUACAUUUAACCCCAUUAGCAGUGUCUAUGUGAACAUUUCCCAUUUGCACUUCCAGAUUUAUGUUUGUCUGAGGUGAACUAAAUUCUCACCAAAGUUUAGGCCAGUAUUUUAACACCUACAUUGUUUUAUUGGUCCAGGGUUAUAUCCCACUAACAUUCGCUGUACAAUCUUAUUAACCAUUUUUGUCUUGGGACUCCAGCUUAGUGCUUGGAUUUAUUUCCUAAUUACACUACAUAGAAAAGUGGGACACCUGCCAGCCCAACUCUGGGAAAAACCAACUAAUAUACAACCAUAUUAAAUGAAGGCCACCUUAAUGGUCUCGACACUAAUUUUUAUGAUGCAAAUUUAUAAACUGAUUUUUUUGUAAAGGCUGAGGUUUUAAAAAUGUAUUUAAUGUAUGUUUUCUAUCAGCAUAAAUUAUAUUGGGUCACUAAUAGUCAUUAAAAAUAGCUUGCAGAGGUAGUGUGCUUGAAGGAAAAUAUCCUGGCAUUGCUCCCGAGUGCUGCUUCUGACAUGGAAGGCAUGCUAUAUGUUCAUAGUGUUCACUGAAGAUCACACUGAAGAUGCCUCAACAUUGGGAAAUGUAAGGAACACUUUGAGUGGUAUCUAGACUAUUAAUGAAGAGUGAUAAUACAGGCUGCAUUAAGUGUCUCAGACUGGUUUUAAAACAGCUUUGUACCGAUUUCGCUGAAGUGUCUGUCCAGUUUGGUAUCCUGUGAAAGUUUGUUAUUUCCUGGGUAGACAUCCUUAAAGAGUAUUGUCUUUAAAAUCAGAUGGUCUCUUCUAUAUUGAAAGCAUUUUUAUGUUUUCUAAUUUAAAAUUAAUAUUUUCUUAUAGAUAUUGUGCAAUAAANCAGAAGUAGAAUGUGGUUUUUGCAAACGCUUUAACGGCCGACAAAAACUUUACAUUUGUAAAAUUAAUAUAUUGUACUGGUACAAAAUAGUUUUAAAUUAUAUUUUGAAAAGCUC
Molecule: messenger RNA, 4297 nt
Organism: Mus caroli (Ryukyu mouse)
Lineage: Eukaryota; Metazoa; Chordata; Mammalia; Rodentia; Muridae
Source: RefSeq, a predicted model, not a curated record